Conger conger (European conger) is the source of this 1745-nucleotide messenger RNA. RefSeq names its product FKBP prolyl isomerase 2 (gene fkbp2). Lineage: Eukaryota; Metazoa; Chordata; Actinopteri; Anguilliformes; Congridae. The record is from RefSeq and is a predicted model, not a curated record. Bases 131 to 547 code for a protein of 138 amino acids. Gene Ontology annotation, molecular function: peptidyl-prolyl cis-trans isomerase activity. Gene Ontology annotation, biological process: protein peptidyl-prolyl isomerization. The transcript has 6 exons.
UCCUUACGCACUACGUUGCAUUCAUCCUCCUCUUCGAGGAAGUCGAGAAAACGAAGGGGGAAUUUAUCUAGCUAGCUACAAUCUCAGUGUCCUGUUUCUUCUGGAAAGUGGGCGCAAUCCAAUAAAAGUUAUGAAGAUAUACGUCCUGUUGGCGGUAACCUUCGUGUCCUUUGCCCCUUUCCCGGUCCACGGCGGGGACAAGAAGAAGCUGCAAAUUGGUAUCAAGAAAAGGGUGGACAACUGCCCCAUGAAGUCGCGCAAGGGCGACGUGCUUCACAUGCACUAUACCGGGAAGCUGGAGGACGGGACUGAGUUUGACAGCAGCAUCCCCCGAAAUCAGCCCUUCACCUUCACACUGGGGACUGGACAGGUCAUCAAGGGCUGGGACCAGGGCCUGUUGGGAAUGUGUGAAGGAGAGAAGAGGAAGUUGGUGAUUCCCUCUGAGCUCGGCUACGGAGACAGAGGGGCCCCACCCAAGAUCCCUGGUGGAGCCACGCUCAUAUUUGAAGUGGAGCUACUGAACAUCGAGAGAAGAACUGAUUUGUAAACGUCUGCCUGUCUGUCUGCCUCGGGGCCCAAAGACUAAAAUGUGAUGAAUUGUACUGCGCAACUGGGCAGCUCUGGACCCCCAAUGGUCACAGCCUGCAACAGUAUUAUGGGUGUUACUCCGCCCACAUUAUUCCAAGUUUUUAAAAUACAUUUUUAACCAAUAUUAACUGUUACUGUACGUGUCAGAAAAUUAGCUGCUAAAGGUGUCAGGUCAAUAAACGAUGACUCGUAGAUGGGCAGAUGAUUUGUCCCUUGCACUGUCAGUGUUCAGACCCUAACGGGAAUGCGGGAUGAAUUGCUUCCCUUCUUAAUGCAGUAUGCACUUGCAUCUGAUUUCUUUAGACUUGAAAUUACGCGAAAUUCUGACUCUGAGCUUUUGUGAUCGCUCGCGAUGUGCGCGGAGUCGGCAGUCUUCCUGCGGCGCUCCCCCCCCCCCCCCCCCCCCCUGCCAGACGGAACGGGCCCGCCCGCUCUCCCCUUUCACGAGAGAGCCAUAGUAAUUAGGAAAAAUCUGUGCCUCAUGAAGACCUGCAUUGUGGCCAGAUGUAGAACCGGAGCCAUUUACCUCAUGCCAGUCGGACGACAUCUUGCCAGGAGAGAACAAAGCGGCGAGAUCGGUUCGAGUCGGUCGAUAGGCACGCUUUGUUAAGCUCUGUCUGCCCGUAAUGAUGUGGGGGGGCAGCAGUUUUCUGCAGGAAGCGGAUAGCCCAGGUGCAUCGCUGCUUAAUGGAGUUAAUGCACUCUGGCGCAGUUCAUUAGGAGGGCCCUGUGAUGGGGACGGCACACUUCAUUCGGUGCGAGUCAGUCAUUAACGUGGAGGACGGUGUGAAAGGAUCCGAUGUGGUGUGUUAUGUACUGGACUGAGGUUCUUCUCCUCUCCAUCCCGGACUCCAUCGACCGACACCAGCCCUUUGACCUCUGACACGAGACCGGCAGGGCAAUUGCGUUUUUUUUUUUGUUUUUUUUUUUGUUUUUUUCUAAGCAAGAAUAGGAAAUAUAUUUCUUUAACGUCACCCAUUUAUGUGUAUUCCUUUAUUAAUACUUCAUGUGUCUUUUGGGAGGAAGGAUGUUGGCCAAGACGACAGACUCCAGGGGCAGACUUUCUCAGACGUUCUGCAAUGUGAUGAUUUUGUUCAUUGUUCGUUCUCCGGGUCGCAGGUGAAAUGAAAUAAAUGUCGAACCGACACACAAGUUCA